AUGCCUUGCCUGGCGAUAUUCGAUUUCGACCGUACUGUAGUCCUCGAUGAUUCGGACGCGACAAUAAUAAAUAAAUUAAAAGAAAACAAACCUCCGCCUGAAUGGGAAGGGUCCAACAAAGAUUGGACACCGUACAUGAGUGAUGUGUUUGAACACGCAUUCACCUCUGGAUUCAGUCAAGAGGAAAUCUUAUCGGCCAUAGCAACAAUGCGCGCCACACCAGGCGUAGAACAGCUGAUCACCACGCUCGCGGCUGAAGGCUGGGACGUGAUCAUUUUGACAGAUGCCAACAGCGUCUUCGUGCAGCACUGGUUGAAGGUUCAUGGUCUAUUGGAUUCAGUUACUUCAAUAAUAACCAACCGAGCCUUCUUCGAAGACGGCCGGUUGUUCAUCGAGCCGUGCAUGCGUCAGACGGCCUGCUCCCGCUGCCCCACCAACCUAUGCAAGUCGCUGGCGCUCGCCCAGUGGUGCGCCAAACAUAAUUACGACCGCAUUGUGUACACGGGGGACGGCAGGAAUGACUACUGUCCGUCCACCAACUUGCCUGCUACUGCCACCGUUUUUCCCCGCCGUGGGUACCCCCUCGACGAUCUGAUCAAGAAGACAAUGGCUACUGAUUCCCCUCAAGUCAAGGCCAAGGUCGUGCCCUGGGACGACUGCUAUCGAGUUCUCCAGGAGCUGUUCCCCGGGAAGGCUCCUGCUGUUCCUUCGUAA
This is a messenger RNA of Arctia plantaginis, 714 nucleotides long. Lineage: Eukaryota; Metazoa; Arthropoda; Insecta; Lepidoptera; Erebidae. The record is from the annotation of a GenBank genome assembly.